This is a messenger RNA of Orycteropus afer afer, 660 nucleotides long. RefSeq names its product keratin-associated protein 10-3-like. Gene Ontology annotation, molecular function: structural molecule activity. Gene Ontology annotation, cellular component: keratin filament. NCBI's taxonomy places the organism in Eukaryota, Metazoa, Chordata, Mammalia, Tubulidentata, Orycteropodidae. The record is from RefSeq and is a predicted model, not a curated record.
AUGUCCAUCUGCUCCAGUGACAGGAGCUAUGGCAGUCGUGUCUGCAUGCCCAGCACUUACAAUGGCUCCUCCUGGGAAGUGGAUGACUGCCCUGAGAGCUACUGCGAGCCCCCUUGCUGCACUUCCACCUGCUGUCAGCCCACCUGUGCACCCACUUGCUGUGCUCCAGCCCCCUGCCUAACCCUCAUCUGCACCCCCGUGAGCUGUGUGUCCAGCCCCUGCUGCCAGACAGACUGUGGGUCAAGCCCCUGCCAAUCAGCCUGCACCAGCUCCUGUGAGCCCUCCUGCUGCCAGCAGUCUAGCUGCCAGCCCUCAUGCUGCACUACCUCCCCCUGCCAGCAGCCCUGCUGUGUGCCUGUCUGUUGUAAGCCUGUGGGUUGCAAACCAGUCUGCUGCAAGCCUCUCUGCUGCAUUCCUGUCUGCUGUGGGGCCACCCCCUGCCAAUCCUCCUCAUGCUGCCAGCCUGCUCCCUGCACCCCCUCCUGCUGCAAACCCUCUUCCUGCAUGUCUCUCAUCUGCCAACCAGUGUGCAAGCCCGCCUGCUGUGUGUCCUCCUCCUCCUGCUGUGCCCCUGCCUUCUCUAGUGUGUCCUUGAUCUGCCGCCCCUUGUGCAAGCCUGCCUGCUGUGUCCCCUCAUCCUGCCAGAAUUCCUGCUGCUGA